Molecule: messenger RNA, 1080 nt
Organism: Macadamia integrifolia
Lineage: Eukaryota; Viridiplantae; Streptophyta; Magnoliopsida; Proteales; Proteaceae
Exons: 5
Coding region: 137-943 (268 amino acids)
Source: RefSeq, a predicted model, not a curated record
CCGCGAAAUUGAUAGAGAAAGGUAGGGUCCGCACCACCUCACAGUCGCACACGGCGCAACCAAGAACCCUUCUCGCGUCAGCUUCCCAUGGAACUUUUACUUACCAAAAAUCUUCUUCUUCUACUUCCCACUCUCGAUGAUGAUGGCUCUGUUCACUUCAGUAUCAGCUGUUCUCCCUUCAGUCUCUGUCGUCUCGCUCCAUCACACUCCGCGAAAUCACAGGCGCUUAUCGUUUCAGGUUGAUGCUCUUAGCUCCUCAUCCUCUUCCCCUGAAUACUCCUCCACCGAAAGCGUUACUUCUUCUUCAACCCCUGUGACCAAGAAGCCGCCGGAUCGAAACUUCAAUAAUACGGUUGCUAAUCCCAACAGCGACCCAGUUAUUCGCCUCGGUUCCUCCACUGAAUCUUCCAUCGAGAAGGCAAUUUUUGACUUCCGCUUCUUGGCGCUUCUGGCUGUUGGAGGUUCAUUGGCGGGUUCCUUGUUGUGCUUUUUGAAUGGUUGUGUUUACAUUUUUGAUGCCUACAAGAUAUACUGGACAGGAUGUCUCAAAGGGAUUCAUUCAGGAAAGAUGGUUCUACGAGUAGUUGAAGCUAUUGAUGUUUAUCUUGCUGGUACUGUCAUGUUAAUAUUUGGCAUGGGCUUGUAUGGACUAUUUAUCAGUAAUGUGCCUCCUGACAUACCCUCCGCAAAUGACCGUGCUCUCAAGGGAUCUUCCUUGUUCGGGAUGUUUACUUUGAAGGUGAGACCCAAAUGGAUGAAAAUCAGCUCACUUGAUGAACUGAAGACAAAAGUGGGACACGUUAUCGUCAUGAUUCUUCUUGUAAAGAUGUUUGAGAGGAGCAAGACGGUGACAAUAGCUACUGGAAUGGAUCUUCUUAGUUACUCUGUAUGUAUUUUCUUGUCUUCUGCCUCCUUGUACAUUCUUCAUAAUCUCCACCAGUGAAACUAGGGUUUUUUUUUAUGACCAGAUCUUUGUUAGAGAACUAUUUGAAAAUAUGUCAAAUAAAUGAUCUUCUUACCUUUAUUUUAUACUAUGUAAUAUCUAAUCUACACCAUGGAUCAGAUGAUUCUGUUUGCUCA